AUGAACUUUGCGGACGUGGUCAUUGCCUUCUCCCAGGAGGAGUGGGGGCUCCUUGAUGAGGCUCAGAGACUUCUGCACCGCCAUGUGAUGCUGGAGAUCUUUGCCCUUGUAGCCUCUGUGGACAGGAACAACCUGAUGGGCAGGCCCUUCAUGAUGAAUGUGAAGAAGAUUCUGGCCACACUGAGGAACUUGUUCAACAUCAGAGUGAGAGUUCACCCUGGAGAAAAGUUGCUUGUUUGUAGUGAUUGUGGGAAGUCCUUCAGACAUAGUUCUAGCCUUAGUCAACACCAGAGAAUUCACAGUGGAGAAAAGCAACAUGAGUGCACUGUCUGUGGGAAAUGCUUUCACUACAAAUUUACCCUUGUUCAACAUCAGAGAAUUCACUCUGGUGAAAAACCUUAUGAGUGUAGUGAAUGUGGGAAAUUUUUCAGACAAAAGGCUAAACUCAUUGAUCACCGUAGAGGUCACACUGGUGAGAGGCCUUUUGAGUGUAGUGAAUGUGGGAAGUCUUUUAGUCGCAAAUAUCACCUCCAGAGACAUGGCAGAAUUCACACCAGAGAGAUUCCUUAUGAGUGUAGUGAAUGUGGGAAAUCCUUUAAUCAUCACCAGUAUUUGAUUGAACAUCGUCGAGUUCAUUCUGUAGAAAAAUAUGAGUGUGAUGAAUGUGGGAAAUGUUUUAUCCACAAAUGUAAAUUGUUUAAGCAUAAGAGAAUCCACACUGGAGAAAAGCCCUAUGAGUGUAACAAUUGUGGGAAGUUCUUCAGGCAAACCUCUGGCCUCCUUCAACACCAGAGAGUUCACACUGGAGAAAGACCCUUUGAAUGUAGUAUUUGUGGGAAGGCCUUCAAACAAAAAUCUGCACUCAUUCAACACCAGAGAAUUCAUACUGGAGAAAAGCCCUUUGAGUGUAGUGAUUGUUUGAAGUCCUUCAACCAAAAAUCUGCCCUUGUUCUACAUAAGAGAAUUCACACUGGAGAAAAGCCUUUUGAGUGUCAUGAUUGUGGGAAAUUUUUCACACAAAGCAGUACGCUCAUUGAUCACCGCAGAGGUCACACUGGUGAGAGGCCUUAUGAGUGUAGGGAAUGUGGGAAGUGUUUUACACAACAUGCUAGCCUUUCCCAACACCACAAAGUUCAUAGUAGAGAAAAGCCAUAA
Pteronotus mesoamericanus is the source of this 1155-nucleotide messenger RNA. Its product is annotated as zinc finger protein 419-like. Lineage: Eukaryota; Metazoa; Chordata; Mammalia; Chiroptera; Mormoopidae. Gene Ontology annotation, biological process: regulation of DNA-templated transcription. The record is from RefSeq and is a predicted model, not a curated record. The transcript has 3 exons. Bases 1 to 1155 code for a protein of 384 amino acids.